AUGUCUGCUCUUCGUAAAGCUGCAGAGGAAUACCUCACCGUUGAAAGUAUUCCAGAAUACAAAGAGACUAUCAAAGCUAUUCUUGAUAACGAAGCCGAGCUUAAGAAGUACUUCGGUAGCCGUCUUGCAUUUGGUACCGCUGGUAUCCGUGGUCGCACUGGCCCAGGCUACACACAAAUCAACCCAGGUCUUGUUCUUCAGACCGCUCAGGGCUAUUGCAAGUACAGCAUUGAUACCCUUGGCCUCGAAACAAUGCAAAAGCGCGGUAUUGUUAUUGGCUAUGAUGCCCGUAAGUACUCUCGCGAAUAUGCUGAAAUCACAGCAUCAGUCUUCUUAAUGAAGGGUAUCAAAGUUUACCUCUUCUCAACAAUUAUUCCAACACCAUACGUUGCUUUCGGCAUUCGCCAUCUUAACGCAGCUGGUGGUGUCAUGGUUACAGCUUCCCACAACCCAGCCACAGACAAUGGCUACAAGGUUUACUGGGACAACGGUGCUCAGAUCAUCGAACCACACGAUGCUGGAAUCAGCAAGGCCAUCCAAGAGAACCUCAUCAAAUGGGAAGGAUUCGAUGCCUCCCUCUUCGUUGAUUCUCCACUUUGCAUUGAUCCACUCGAUGACGUCCGCGCUGCUUAUAGCAAGAUGAUCCGCGAGAAGCUCUGCUUCCACUACGAAGAGAACAACAAGCCAUCUGGCCUCCGUGUUGUUUACUCCGCCAUGCACGGUGUUGGCCACAAGCCAACUCUUUGGGCUCUUCACACAUUCAACCUUCCACUCCCAAUCCCAGUUCCAGAACAGUGCGAAGGCAAUGGUGACUUUCCAACAGCCGCCUUCCCGAACCCAGAAGAAGGUGAACCAGUUUUCCGCCACGCAAUUGCUCGUGCUAACCUUACAGGCGCUGAUCUCAUCAUCUGCCAGGAUCCAGAUGCUGACCGUGUUGGCAUUGCUGUCCGCCAGAAAGAUGGUUCAUUCCGCAUCCUUCACGGCAACCACACAGGCACACUUCUCACAUGGUGGUACAUUCAGCACUUCAAGGGCGACCACUCCAAGGCUAAGUUCAUGAACUCCACAGUUUCUACAAAGAUGCAGCAGAGAAUCGCUGAAGUCGAAGGCUUCCAGUACGAAGAAACACUCACAGGCUUCAAGUGGCUCGGAAACGCUGCUCUCAAGGCUGCCGAGGAAGGUGUUACACCACUUCUUGCAUUCGAAGAAGCUAUUGGCUUUGAAAUGGUUCCACACAUCACCCCAGAUAAGGAUGCUAUUUCUACAACAGCUGUUGUCAUCGAAAUGGCUCACUACCUCAAGAGACAUGAGAACAAGUCACUCACUGACAAGCUUGAUGACAUUUAUGCCAAGUAUGGUUACUACCUCUUCAACAACUCAUACUUCAUGUGCCACGAUCCAGAAGUCAUCAAGGCUGUCUUCGUCCACAUGAGAACAUCUGGCCCAGAAGGCAAGCAUGUUCAGAAGGUUGGCCGCUUCAACGUUAAUGGUGUUAGAGAUAUGACACUCGGCUACGACUCUCGUACAGCAGACCAUGUUCCAGUUUUACCAAAGCAGUCAGGCCAGAUGAUCACUUUCUACCUCGACAACGGAACAUCUGCUACAAUCCGUACAUCCGGCACAGAGCCAAAGAUCAAAUGGUACAUCGAACUCGCUGCCGAGAAUCUUGAAAAGGCCCAGAAGGAUCUUGAUGAGGUUGUCAAGGCUAUCCAAGAUGAUCUUCUCCUUCGUGAAAAGUACAAUCUCAAGCACACAGAUUAA
Molecule: messenger RNA, 1761 nt
Organism: Trichomonas vaginalis G3
Lineage: Eukaryota; Parabasalia; Trichomonadida; Trichomonadidae
Product: phosphomannomutase 45a family
Exons: 1
Coding region: 1-1761 (586 amino acids)
Biological process (GO): purine ribonucleoside salvage; carbohydrate metabolic process
Molecular function (GO): phosphopentomutase activity; magnesium ion binding
Source: RefSeq, a predicted model, not a curated record